Cornus florida is the source of this 2091-nucleotide messenger RNA. RefSeq lists its product as uncharacterized. NCBI's taxonomy places the organism in Eukaryota, Viridiplantae, Streptophyta, Magnoliopsida, Cornales, Cornaceae. Bases 570 to 1922 code for a protein of 450 amino acids. Gene Ontology annotation, biological process: male meiosis II. The record is from RefSeq and is a predicted model, not a curated record. The transcript is spliced from 4 exons.
UCAACUUUGAUGGACACCUAAUUUAGCUGUUCACUAAAUGAGUAAAUGGUAAUUGACAACCCUUAUCUUGUUUGGGUAACUCGACGGUCUAAAUUUUUCAAUAGAAAUAAUUUGGUUUAGUUUUGUAAUAACAGUUUUUAGGAACUCUUUAAAAAAAAAAAAAAAAGAAGAAAAAAAAUCUCAGAGAACUACAGAAAAAUAAAAGAAAUAAAAAAGAAAUUGUGCGUUUUUUUUUUGGUAAAACAGGAAAAAGUUUUUUAAAAAACCAAACAAUGCCCCUCUUUCCCCAUUUCAUCAUCACUUCGUCAGUCAUUACCUUUCUAUCUAUGCAUGUUCUAUUCUAUAAUUGAGAAUCCCAACGGUCACUUCCCUUUUCAAACAAAACCCUAGAGAGAGCCUAUCGAAACUUCAACAUUUCUCAGCCGCUUUGUGGUCUUUUCAAUCAACUUCAUUUCGUAAUCUGCCCUCUCUCUCUCUCUCUCUCUAAAAAUGAAGACCUAAUAACCCAAUUUUCGUCACCCUUUAUUGGAGCAAAAUCACUAUCUGAAAUCAAGAAGUGAAGAUCCCUAAUGGGCUGUUUUCUUGCUUGUUUUGGUUUUUCAAAGGAUCGGAAACACCAAAAACAGAGGAACGAGGUCCUCCCUCUAGAUCAACAAAUAUAUGGAAGUCAAAAGUCGGUGCAACAAACUGUCUCUUUAGAACAGAACAUCCCAGAAAAAUCCACCAACUCGAUUUUGGAAUUGCAGGAUAGGUCUGAGGAGCAAUUGAGCUUGAGUAACAGGAAAAAAGUUACAUUUGAUUCAAAUGUCAGAACCUAUGAACAUGUCUCUGUCCAUAACAGUACAGACAUUUUACCGAAGAUUGACAAAGGUAUCAAGAAGGAGGGGGACAGUUUUGCAGAAUCUAGCCUAUCCCAUUCGCUGGCUGAGAAUGGUUCAGUAACAUCAAGCAUUGGAUCGUACCCUCAGAACCACAGGUACCAGAAUUGCAGAGACAAUGAUGACACCGUUGAGGAAUCAGAAGAUAAGGACAGUGAUUUGGAUGAUGAGGAAGAUGAGAAAGAAGACUAUGGAGAUUACGAUGAAGAUGGGGAUUAUAGAAUUUCAAGUAAUGAAGUGUGGUCGGAGACAAUUCCAACUACAUCAAUGAAGUCAAGGACAGACAUUUCUCCAGCUACCGUGGUUAUGGAGGAGGUAGAGAGCCCGGUGAAACUGUCUGGAUUGCCUCAACAAGAAGUGAAAACCAUUGGGUUGGGCAGGAAUGCAAGAGACAGGAGUGUUUAUGUUGAUUCAGUACUGAACCCGGUGGAAAAUUUAAGUCAGUGGAAAGCUGUGAAAUCAGAAGGGACACCAUCAUUGAAGUCAGAUAAGGAAAACUGCAUAGCAGACCGGGAAGCACCCCGUAUUUUGUUUAGUUCAGAAUGGAGUUUUAAGGAAUCAUCUUUCAGUUUUAAGUCCAAUUUUGAACAGUCUGAGAAUAUAAAUCGAGAAAUAGCUGUUGAUGCAAGUCUUUCAAAUUGGUUGGUGUCUUCUGCGACCAGUCCCACCAAGAAGACUAGCUCCAUUGGGCUUGAAACUAUUGCUCCUGAGAAGAGCAUGUCACAAGGAUCAAAUUCAGUGACGAGCAUAGAUGAUAAACCAAUUUUAGGUGCAUUGACUGUGGAGGAGGUGAAACAGUUUUCUGCAUCGUGCUCGCCCAGGAGGUCACCGAGUCAAAGCCCUGAAGAGAUGCCCAUAAUAGGUACUGUUGGGACAUACUGGAAUCACACAAGCACAGCUAAGGAUUCUGGUUCAGCUUCUUCCUAUAAAGGCAUACCAAACACAACCAGCAAGUAUAGAGAGGAUAAGAGAGUGAAUUGGCACUCCACCCCAUUCGAAACAAGGUUGGAGAGAGCCUUGAACAGAGGUGUUUCUAAAGCUUAAUCUACCUAUCUUCUCAGUGCAGUUUGUGAAAAUGAUUCUAGAGUUCUCUUUUGGCAAGUUUGUUUUCGAUACAGUUCAUUGUUUGUUUGUUUUCUAUACAAAUUCAUUGUUUCUAUCAGUUGUUUUGUGAAUUCAAGGUAAAAAUAUAUGGGAAUUUGUUUGUUUGUUA